UCUCCACUCCUCUUGAGCUCCCCAUCAUCACUGCUACGCUGGUAUGGAUGAUUGCAGUGGCAGCAACAUGGCUGUGAAUCUUAGCAAGAAUAGACUGGCCCUUUUAACAGCCUACCAGGACGUUAUCAAUGAGACGUCGGCGACCGACUGGGCCUUAUAUACAUAUGAAGAUGACAGAAAUGAUUUGAUCCUGACUGCAUCAGGAGAGGGUGGGCUGGCAGAGAUCGCAGUUACCUUCGAUAACACCCGCAUCAUGUACGGUUUCUGCAGCCUGAAAGAGCCCACCUCAGCUCUGCCCCGCUACAUCCUCAUCAACUGGGUUGGUGAAGAUGUGCCUGAUGCCCGGAAGUGUGCCUGUGCCACCCAUGUAGCUGCCAUAGCCGAGUUUUUCCAGGUGGGUCUCACCAAGGGUGUUGACGUCAUCGUCAAUGCCAGCAGCAUAGAGGACAUCGACCCCUCUGCCAUCGGACAGAGACUGACCAAUGGGACCGCUCCAGUGGCCAGCCCGGUGCUCAGCCGCCUGCGAAUGAGAGAUGAGGAGAACACAGAGCACGUUGGAACCACCUACGAGAAAACAAAUGCUAAGAUCGAGAUGAAGAAAAUCAAUCGAGAGGAGUUCUGGGAACACGCCAAGCGGGAGGAGGAGUUGAGAAAAGAGGAAGAGAGAAGGAAGGCCUCAGAGGAACGGCAGCGCUUUGAGGAAGAGCGGAUGGAACUGGAGAGAAAAGAGCAGGAGGAACGAGAGAAACGAUUCCGUGAAAGGGAGAGGCAGAUAGAGGUGCACAGGAAGAAGAUGCAGGAGGAAGACGAGGCCAAAGAGAGGUCAAGGAGUCCCAUGAUUACAGAGCCCAGCAGUGAAGACACUGAACUGGACAAGAAGGAAUCAGAGGUUCAGGAGGCAGCUGCUAUCAUUGCCCAGAGGCGCGACAACCCGCGGGAAUACUUCAAGCAGAGAGAGAGGGCAUUGGCCAACAGUGUGGACGUCUCACCAAUCACCACUCACAGGACUGGCCGCUUGGACAGUCCAUUCUUGAGGCAGCAGCACAGUCCAUCUGAUUGCAGCCUGCCCCCCUCUCGCACUCCGCCCCCCUCAAGGCGGCAGCCAGGUCUACCUGAUGACACGAAUGAAGGAAUCCUGGAGCGCAGCAUGACCACCGGAUGUUCUCCUAUCCCCAAAAUCGCCAUUCAGGAGGAAAAAGACAACUUCAUUCGAAGGGAGUUUGCCUUUGAAACUCCAAAGCAAACUCCAGUGCAGGAAUCAGGUCAUGCCAAGAUCACUCAGAGUGUUUCCCCCCAGCCAUCAUCAAACACAGACGACAGCCUGCUGGAUCUGUGGGGCAGCGGUCCGGCACCAGCUACUGCCCCCUCCCAGGCCUCCCACAUCAUGGACCUGAUGGAGGACACCCCAGAGCCUCAUCUGGCUAGCCCGUCCCCCAGCCUCCCUCAGCCUAUCAUGAGCUUCAAUGAGGUACCUGACACCCCCUAUUGCACGGGCACUGAAGACGACCCCUCCAGCCUGGUAGAUGUGGCCGGACCCCAACAGAUGACCCUGAGUUACCAGCAGGCCCUGCAGCAUGCUUCCGGCUCUGACAGCCAGGACCUGGAUGACAGACAGCUGCUGUUGACCAAUGGAGACACGCUGCUUAAAGAAGGGACCCAGGCAAGUGAAGGCUAUUUCAGCCAAUCACAGGAGGAGGAUUUCGCCCAGUCAGACGACUGCACUGUAAAAGUGAAUCCAACACCAGUUUUUUACAACAAACCACCAGAAAUCGACAUUACAUGUUGGGAUACAGACCCUGUGAUGGAAGAUGAUGAUUAGAGACAAAUCCUGGCGACACCUCGAAGAAAAAUAAUUUUACAAAAUUUUCAGAAGUCUUGCAUCAAAAUGUUUUAGAAAAAUUAAAUUGUUAGUCAUCGAAGAAAAGGACUCAGGUUAUUGUUAAAGAUGCCACUGGGUAUGAGCACUCUCGGGUUGUGUAUGUGCAUGUGAGUGUGUUUAUUAUUUAUUUCAUUUCAAUUGUUUUGCUAUGCAGAGAAUAGCACAGUGCGUAUCUAGCGCUCACCUGUGUUGUAUCGACUCCCUGUGCCUAACAGGUGUGUGUAGUAGCAGAUUAGACCAUUCAGUUUUAGUUAAACAUCAGAUUUUCUUAAUCAACACUGAGCUCAUGUCUACUCAGUGGUUCAAUCAAGUUCAUGGUAGGACUUUCCCACAAUGUUAGCAGUUCAGGCUGGUUGCUUAGUGGAAUAUACUAAUACACACAAUAUGUGUAUGAGUUUUACGCCCAGAGGUGCUUUUGGUUUGAUUAAUAAUUUGGUCAGGGAUCUCUUCGAGGCUAAGGCAUGUCAGAACUAGAUAUUAGCCUCAGUUGAGUGCGACGACGCUCAAAUUAAGCAAACAAAACAGAGUUUGUGGGAUUACGAAAUUAUUUUGUGUUGUGCCAAUUAUUUCCAGUAUGUUGACAUUUCGCCCUGUGUUGCUGUAACCGCCUUUUAGGACUUUUAGCGCCAAGUGGCAUAUGUAUAUUUUGACUACAUAUGAAACAAUGUGUAUGAACUAUGGCAUUCCUGAUAUUUGUUUGGUUUUGAAUAACUGCAAUAGAAUUGGCUUCGAUUUGUUAAGAAACUUAGGCAAUAACAUUUGUAGUGGACUCUCACAUGGGGAAUGUUUUAUUUAUAUAUUCGGCAUUGUGUAUGUAUGUAUGUAUGUAUGUAUACCUGCAUAUACGUGUUUUAAUAUAAUUGGGGAGAGUCCUCUAUUAUAAAGGAGACCACAGACAUACUCUACGCAAGUACACAAACAGGAAUGCUUUGACAGAGGAAGGCAAGCACGCAAUCCCGUUGUAGUGUAUGCACUUGACAUAUUUUUGCGUUAGUGUGAUGUUAACAAACUUUAAUCUUCAAGGGGGCAAUAGAGAUAACUUCAGAUACCAUCACCUCUCUGUGGUUCAAUGACGUGAAGUUCAAAGUCAUUUGUUCAAAGAUAUUUUUUUCUGGGACUUAAAGUAAAAAUUUCGUGUUGGGGAACCGACCAGUGACAGUAAAAAAAUACAUGAAUAAAUAAUUAAAAGUAAUCUAUAAAGUGUCAUUAAAAGCUGACAUUCUUGAAACAAAUACAUGUUGGCAUGAGUAAUCCAGAAUAAUCUUUUAUGAUAAUUUAUACUAAUAUACCUUUAGACCCUCAAGACUGUAAAGUACACCUUUAUAUAUAUAUAUAUAUAUAUAUAGUCCGCUUAUCUAUUAAAAAUCCUGUUCAUUGGAGCUUUGCAGGUAUGAACUUUGAACAGUUUGACUCUAACAAUAUUCCUUCCAAACUGUUGCGCUGUCAUGACAGUAGCUGACCGUCUAUGGUCACUUUUUUUGUACCAGAAGACAGAUUAUGAUAAUAUCUGCUAUAGUGCCCCUUGUGGCAAGGCUGAGAAUACAACACUUACUUGCGUUAUGAAUUACGUUUGGACACAUUUCAGCAUACAGCGAUGCAAAAAAUCAAUCAAGCGCAGCUAGAUGUGUUUGCGUAAUUGCAUAGAGUAUGUUUCUGGCCUAAAUUUACUUAGGAUAUAGGAUAUUCAACCUGGUUAUUGUUUAGUUACGCAGUCCAAAGUGAGGUCAUUCCCAUCAUGAAGGAAACAUCUUAUAAUCACACAUUCCACGCCUCUGUAACCCCAUCAUUUUAAUGUAAUAUUAAUAUGACUGAGGUGAGUGUGAGUGUAUGUCUGUCUAUGUGUGGCCCUGCGAUGGACUGGCGACCUGUCCAGGGUGUCCCCCGCCUUUCGCCCAAUGUUAGCUGGGAUAGGCUCCAGCCCCCCGCGACCCUGUACACAGGAUAAGCGGUUGACGAUGGAUGGAUGGAUGGAUGGAUUAAUAUGACCAUCAUAAUCUUUUAUAUGUGCUGUUGCUAGUUAACAAUGGAUUAAUCACAUUCUAUACAUGACAUCUAGAGUGAUGUGACCUUAGGGUUUAUUCAAUGAUUAUCUUUAGCGAAAGCAAUUUAUAAGAUAUUUUAUGGAUUUCACCAUAUUGAAACCUUUGUGUUCUAAGUGUCACAUCAUUUACAAAUCCAAAUUUCACUCACUUUUCACUCAAAGAUAAUAGCUGGGAUUUAAUCCCCUAGAGAUCUCCUAGGGGUUACUCGUCUUGCUUAAGGGCACAACGGUGAGAGGUUAUCUCACUAACGUUACAUUGACACAACCAGUAAACUUACCAGUAAACAUAGCCCAUAUCCUUAACCACUAGGUUAUCACCACACACUGUCCUCUGUCUUCCUAAGUAUGAUAUUUUCAGUCGUUAAUACACCUUGAUUUUGUGUUACAAAAAAUUAUUUGCAAAAAUACUAAGAGGAAUAAGCAAGCAAUAAGACUAAACCAAUGUAGUAUUGUUCUGUAAAUAGGUCUUAUUUUGUGCUCAUGUAAAAUGUGCUAUAAUCCCUAAUAUGGAUUGAUUCACCGGCCAUUAAAAAUGGUCAAGGGUUGGCAUGCAUUUGGAUUGGGUUUCUUUGGUCAGAAAGAAAACCAGGUUGCUCAGUAUGAAAGCUGGUGAUUUUCAAUGGGAGUUAGCGUGCAUCUUUAACAGUAACUUCGCCCCUUUUGAAAUGACUUCAGUGUACUCUGGUUCACCCUCCAACCUCCUUAGUAGUGAUUACUAUUAUUCUCUUUCUCCCUAAAACUACAAGGAGACUACUACUAUUACCACUGCUAUUAUUAUUAUUACUAAUACUACUA
Molecule: messenger RNA, 4715 nt
Organism: Xyrauchen texanus (razorback sucker)
Lineage: Eukaryota; Metazoa; Chordata; Actinopteri; Cypriniformes; Catostomidae
Product: drebrin-like
Exons: 15
Coding region: 44-1819 (591 amino acids)
Biological process (GO): postsynaptic actin cytoskeleton organization; positive regulation of dendritic spine morphogenesis; regulation of actin filament polymerization
Cellular component (GO): dendrite; cortical actin cytoskeleton; site of polarized growth
Molecular function (GO): actin filament binding
Source: RefSeq, a predicted model, not a curated record